Rasamsonia emersonii CBS 393.64 is the source of this 792-nucleotide messenger RNA. RefSeq names its product Oxidoreductase, short-chain dehydrogenase/reductase family. The transcript has 3 exons. The record is from RefSeq and is a predicted model, not a curated record. Gene Ontology annotation, molecular function: oxidoreductase activity. Bases 1 to 792 code for a protein of 263 amino acids. NCBI's taxonomy places the organism in Eukaryota, Fungi, Ascomycota, Eurotiomycetes, Eurotiales, Trichocomaceae.
AUGCCUGACCCGAAACCUGUUUCAGACCAUCUUCCAACAGAUGAUGGUGGGUACCAAUUGUACAAAGCAGCAGGGAAGUUGAAGGGAAAACGUGCUAUCAUCACUGGUGGAGAUUCCGGGAUUGGACGUGCCAUUGCAAUCCUUUUUGCAAUGGAAGGCGCCUCCAGUUUAAUCGUUUAUCUACCGCAGGAAGAAAAGGAUGCACAGGAGACAAAGAAGAAGGUGGAGGAACAUGGCUGCGAAUGUCAUCUCUUGGCAAUAGACAUUCGCAAAAAGGAGAACUGCAAGACCGUGGUGGAUACUGCUCUUCGGAACUUGGGAGGUAUAGACAUCCUGGUGAACAAUGCGGCUUUCCAGAACAUGGUUCAAGACAUCCAAGAUAUUACCGAGGAACAGUGGGAACGUACCUUUGAUACCAACAUACAUCCUUUUUUCUACCUUGCAAAAUAUACGUUACCCCAUCUCAAGAGUGGUUCGACCAUCAUCAAUUGCUCUUCAGUGAACCAUUACAUCGGUAGAGGGGAUCUCCUCGACUACACCUCCACCAAAGGGGCGAUCGUGGCGUUCACCCGGGGAUUGUCUAACCAACAAAUCCACAAGGGCAUUCGCGUCAACUGCGUUUGUCCUGGUCCCAGUAUGCCGUUAAGAUACGUUGCGGAACUUUGCACAAAUGCUAAUGCUGGUAUUUGCAGUAUGGACUCCACUUAUCCCAUCGACAAUGUUGACACAGGCAAUGGAGCAAUUCAGCGAAAAAAGUGGUUGGACGGUCAAGAAGACAAAAAGCCUGUAUAA